AUGAGAAGAACAAACGUGCACUCAAACGGCACGCUAGCAGCGGGUACAGGGAUAAUUCCGCGCCUUGACGAUAUUUCUUCCUCGAGUACCGCCUUCCCGAGUACCAAGGCACUGGCCUCCCGGUGGCUGCAAGAAUGUUGUACGAGUCACCGGGCCUGCAAUGUCGACCACGAUCGCAAGGGCUUCAACCCGAAUAGAUUACUAGAUGUGGGAAGGAUACGGGACGAAAUGAUCCAGCUGACUGACACGACUCCUACGGAGCCUAUCACAUAUGUGACGCUAAGCCACAGAUGGGGACAGGUAGACGUGCCACUCUUAACGAAACAUACGGAAGCUUCAUUCAAGAGCGGCAUCGCAAUCUGCGACCUGCCCAAGACUUUCCAGCACGCAGUGACGGUCGUUCGAGAGCUGGGGCACCGCUAUCUUUGGAUCGAUUCCUUGUGUAUCAGACAAGAUCGAGAUGACCUCUCCGACUGGCUACACGAGGCAUCCCUGAUGCAUAAGGUCUACGGUCACGGCCACUUCAACAUAUCUGCAACUGGAGCCAUUGACGGAUCCGAAGGCCUGUUCAGAGAGCGAGACCAUACCGCCAGAGGGUUUGAGAGGGUCUCCUUAAAAGUCGAAGGCUUGAACGGCGGGCCUAUCCCAUGUAUAGCCUUUUAUUUCCCCUUCUGGACAGAUAACGUGGAAAGGGCACCUUUGAACCUGCGAGGUUGGGUUCUACAAGAGCGGAUCCUAUCGAAACGGGUGCUCCAUUUUGGCAAGACGCAGUUGUUUUGGGAAUGCAGAGAACUGCAAGCGGCCGAGACAUUCCCCAGCGGGACUUCGUACGAUGGCUCUCGCCCGGUAGGGAUCAAAUGCUUAGAGCCAGAUGUCGCCGGUCCGUUGAACAAGACAGCGAACGAGUCUCACCGCGAUCCGAGAUUCUGGGCUUACGAUCUGUGGACGGGAAUUGCCACAACAUACAGCAGGUGCUCCUUGACCAAAUCCGGGGACAAAUUUCUCGCAAUCAUGGGUCUCGCGAAGCACAUGAAUGGACUCAUCAAAGACAUGUACGUUGCUGGCAUGUGGCGAAAAUACCUGGCAAGUGAGCUGGCGUGGAGUGUGUCGCGUCACGGCGGCACAACUCCUUCAACGCCCGAUAUUUACACUGCGCCGACAUGGUCUUGGCUUUCCAGGAAUGCCGAAAUUCAAUGCAGCAAAGUCAAAGACAAGGGCAUUCGUCUCAAGGUCAAAGACGUACAGCUCGAUUAUGCCACCGACGACCCUUGCGGCCCUCUGCUCGGCGGACGCUUAGCAAAUGGGAUCUUCUCUCGCGUAGGUCUGAGCUACACACACAGCUCGAGGAAGAAGUUGCUCCGUGACCGAAACAGGGUACCGGAGCUGCCGUGCGUGUCGUGGGAUGCGAAGCAGAAGUUGCAUACCAUUUGUGUGAUAUGA
Zasmidium cellare ATCC 36951 is the source of this 1440-nucleotide messenger RNA. RefSeq lists its product as uncharacterized. The record is from RefSeq and is a predicted model, not a curated record. NCBI's taxonomy places the organism in Eukaryota, Fungi, Ascomycota, Dothideomycetes, Mycosphaerellales, Mycosphaerellaceae. Bases 1 to 1440 code for a protein of 479 amino acids. The transcript is spliced from 3 exons.